Messenger RNA from Fonsecaea erecta, 1383 nucleotides. RefSeq lists its product as hypothetical. The coding region runs from base 1 to 1383 and encodes 460 amino acids. Lineage: Eukaryota; Fungi; Ascomycota; Eurotiomycetes; Chaetothyriales; Herpotrichiellaceae. The record is from RefSeq and is a predicted model, not a curated record. The transcript has 2 exons. Gene Ontology annotation, molecular function: pyridoxal phosphate binding; transaminase activity. Gene Ontology annotation, biological process: biosynthetic process; amino acid metabolic process.
AUGCCCGACGGCUACGUCUCGCAACGGGCUCUGUCCAACUUGAUUCGCCCGACGCCGGACCUGCACGCCGUCCGCGCCCACUGCUUCUACAACCAGUAUGACCCGGCGACCAAUCCGGGGGGCAUCGUGGCGCUGGCCAUCGCCGAGAACAAGCUCAUGCGCGAGGAGAUCUGCGCCCACAUCAACGCCCACAUGAACAUCACCCCCUGGCACCUGACGUACGGCCACGGGCCGGCCGGGGCGAUCGAGCUGCGCAGGGUGCUGGCCGGGUUCGUCCGUGAGGUGUUCCGGCCGAGUAUGCACAUCGACGAGAACAACGUCUGCAUCUGUCUGGGAGCGGGCAACGCGGUGGACAAUCUCUCCUUCUGUCUGGGGGAGCCCGGCGACGGUAUUCUCGUGGGCAGGCCGUUGUACGUGGGAUUCUUCCCGGACAUUGAGGCGCGGGCCAAGGUCAAGCCCGUCCUUGUCCCCUUUGGUGUCGACACAGAUCCCACCUCGGCGGCAGCUGUGCCCUUCUACGAAGCCGCUCUCCAGCAAUCCAACGCUGCGGGCGUGCCCAUCAGGGCGAUCCUCCUGUCCAACCCGCAUAACCCGCUCGGCCGACCAUACGAGAACGACUUCCUGAUCGGGAUCAUGCGACUCUGCUCGAAGUACAACAUCCACCUGAUCUCCGACGAGGUCUAUGCGCGGUCGAACUUCCCAAGCACCGAUGUCCCCAGCCCACCUCCCUUCGUCUCGGUCCUCUCAUUCAAAUUGGACGAUUACAUCGACCCGUCACUGGUGCAUGUGAUCUACGCCAUGAGCAAGGACUUCUGCGCCAACGGCAUCCGCGUCGGUGCUCUCAUCUCACCCGCCAACGGCACGGUGAUGAAGUGCUUCCGUGCCGUGGCGAGCUUCAGCCGCGCAUCGCAGCUUGCAGAACACGCCUGGCUGAAUCUCCUCACCGACCGUCCGUUCUUGGAUUCUUAUUUCCCGACCCUUCAACAGAGGAUGACGGACGCGUAUGAAUUCACCACCUCAUUUCUCAAACGGCACGGUAUUCCGUACAACAAGGCGAGCGUGACAAGUUUCAUCUGGGUCGAUCUGAGUAAGUACCUCCGGGAGGACAGCGUCGAGGCGGAGUUGGAACUCAACUGGAAAAUGGCCCAUGGCGGGGUGUGGGUAGCCAUGGGGGCGAGCUUUGCCAGCGAAAAGAACGGCAAUUUUCGAAUCACCUUCGCGACACCCCGAGAGGAGCUGAGUCUGGGCCUGGACAGGUAUGACAUUGCGGCUCUUCCUGCCUGGCUCGUUGUCCAAGACUGUGGAUCACGUUGCGCUGACCUUUUGUCGUUUGCCAGAUUGAUCAAAGUUUUGCAAGAUGUCGAAAAAGAAAUGAAGAGGUAA